CAUCGCGCCGGCUGCGUCAGACGCGCUGAGGCCGGUUGUCAGGGCCGCAGGCGGAGAGCAGCCAUUCCUUCCGGAGCGUGUGUGUGGCGGCGGCGCGGAGACAGCGGCACAGCAGCACAGACAGCGGCAGCAGCAGCCCGGGGGCCGAGCACGGUAACCAUUUGCAGAACUAAUGGAGCUUUGGUAUCUUGUUGCUGCCGUCCUAGCAUCGGUUGUGGCAGUGCCCAUCGACCGGUCAAAGAAGAAAGAUGAGAAGCAGAUCAAACCCGAGUCACCGGACACGGGCUUGUACUACGAUCGCUACCUCCGCGAAGUGAUCGACGUCCUGGAGACUGACACCCACUUCCGUGAGAAGUUGCAGACGGCCAAUGUAGAAGACAUCAAGAGUGGGAAGCUGAGUACAGAGCUGGAUUUUGUCAGUCACCACAUCCGAACCAAGCUGGAUGAGCUGAAGCGGCAGGAGGUGUCCAGGCUGCGGAUGCUGAUCAAGGCAAAGAUGGACGCUGAGCAAGGAGAGAGUGUGCAGAUCGAUCACCUGAACCUACUGAAGCAGAUUGAACACCUGGAUCCGAAGAAUGCCCACACCUUCGAGGCUCGAGACUUGGAGCUGCUGAUCCAAGCGGCCACCAAAGAUCUGGAGCACUACGACCAAGCCCACCACGAGGAGUUCAAACGCUACGAGAUGCUGAAGGAGCACGAGAGGCGGGAGUACCUCAAAUCUCUGGACGAGGAGAAGCGCAACGCGGAGGAGGCUCGGUUCCAGCAGAUGAAGGAGAAACACAAGGAACAUCCAAAGGUCAACGUGCCGGGGAGCCGGGACCAGUUGAAGGAGGUGUGGGAGGAAACGGACGGUCUCGACCCCAACGAGUUCAACCCAAAGACUUUCUUCAAACUGCAUGAUAUUAAUUUAAAAACUUUUUUUGCAUCACGUGAGCUGGAGAAAGUUUACGAUCCCAAAAACGAGGAGGAUGACAUGGUGGAGAUGGAAGAGGAGCGGCUGCGGAUGAGGGAGCAUGUGAUGAAUGAGGUGGACACCGACAAGGAUCGGCUGGUCACCCUGGAGGAAUUCCUGAAAUCCACAGAGAAGAAGGAGUUCCUGGAGCCGGAGGAGUGGGAGACGCUGGACGAGACGCAAAUCUACACGGAGGAGGAGCUGCGUCAGUACGAGCGGGAACUGGCCGAGCAGGAGGCUGAGAUCGCCCACAAGGUGGAGCAGCUGAGGAAGGAGCACGAGGACCUGCAGCGGAGGCAGAGUGAGCUCGACGCCCAGAAGAAGGAAUACCAACAGGCCUUGCAGCAGAUGGAGCAGAAGAAAUCCCAGCAGAAAGACAAAGCCCCCCCUUCUGGUCCCGGAGGAGAGCUGAAAUUCCAGCCCCCUGAAGCAGCGGCAGAUGUCCGAGCUCCGGUCAAUGAACCAGCGCAGGUGCAGCCUGAGGUAGAGCGGCUGGACCAUGCACCUGGACACCAGGCUGACCAUCCACAGCCACCUGGACACCAGGCUGACCAUCCACUGCCACCCAGUCACCAGGCUGACCAUCCACUGCCACCCAGUCACCAGGCUAACCAACCACUGCCACCCGGUCACCAGGCUAACCAACCACUGCCACCUGGUCACCAGGCCGCUCCACCAGCACCGGCCGCCCAUGACCCCGAGGGGAAGCAAGCAGAACAGGCCGUGCCGUUAUAGUGACCUCAAACAUCUGACUGUCCCAUAAAUCACUGUUUCGAAGCAGCAGGAUCAGAUUCUGCUCAAUCAGGGGUAUUCAUCCUGUGUAAGUCUGAGUCAGUCAUACAGAAUAUUUUAUAGUUCACACCUUGCACUGUACCCAUCUUUUGUCCCUGUCGCUCCAGCUUUGAACGUCACAUCACCACGCCUCCCUCUUCUGCUGACUGGGAGCAUAAUCCCACAUUACGCUGGCCGCUGGUCACGGAGGGUUGAGUUGAGAGGAAGCUCCUCGUUGCGUACUGGGCAAAGGGGAAAGCGGGCACGAUUUUUUUUUGUGCUUGAUGACCCGACGCUGUAGUGGAGGACAAGCAGGUGUCCAAGUGCGUGCUAUAGAUGAGCGAUCACAAGCCCAGGCUUUGUUUCCGCAAUGAUGCCCAACCUUGUGUCCCAGGCCGCUGACUCAUCCCGUUUUGGUUUCUCCCAUUUACUUUGAAUGGAUCCCGGUGUGCAAAGGUGUUUCAAUGUUUUAGAAUAUUGCAGAAUGAGUUAAAACCUGUGCCCACAGCAACAGAGAAUAAUAUACAUUAAUGGUGGAAAUUCUACCAAAGGAGCUCGAGCUUCCUGGCCACGUGCUGUCCCUGCUGAGAGCAGCGAGGGAGGAAUUGAGCAUCUGAUUUUUAAAAUAAUGCACUUUUUAAGCAUUCGAUGCAAGGUUGAGAAUUGUGUGUUUUGAUUAAUGAGCAUUUGUGAAAUAAAGGGUGUGACUGGG
Molecule: messenger RNA, 2435 nt
Organism: Leucoraja erinaceus (little skate)
Lineage: Eukaryota; Metazoa; Chordata; Chondrichthyes; Rajiformes; Rajidae
Product: nucleobindin-2-like
Cellular component (GO): endoplasmic reticulum-Golgi intermediate compartment; extracellular exosome
Molecular function (GO): calcium ion binding
Source: RefSeq, a predicted model, not a curated record